Messenger RNA from Necator americanus (New World hookworm), 4440 nucleotides. RefSeq lists its product as uncharacterized. The record is from RefSeq and is a predicted model, not a curated record. Bases 1 to 4440 code for a protein of 1479 amino acids. Gene Ontology annotation, molecular function: catalytic activity. NCBI's taxonomy places the organism in Eukaryota, Metazoa, Nematoda, Chromadorea, Rhabditida, Ancylostomatidae. The transcript has 11 exons.
AUGCUCAAUCUCAGUGAUCUAGUCAGCAUGAAAAUCAUUCAUCUUUCCCUUCUCUUGCAAUUCCGACUGACGAUGUGUUAUAAAUGCGAUGAUUACAACUUCUAUAAGAAGAAAACAGCGGAAUUUAUAAAGAAGUGCGGACGAAAAUCAACGGUGUCAUUUACGACAAAAACGGCUGUCAUAGAUGCGAAGGACUUCGACGACGAAUUCAACUUAUUCUUUUCGAAAAUGCAACGUUUCCAAGUGUGUAUUCGCAUCGAAAAUACAACACUCAAAAAGGUCAAGUUUCCAGCGCUUCGGAAAACAGCAGACGCAAGGUGUCAGCAUGCAUUGGCGGCUAUUGUGAUCAGAAACAAUCCGUGGCUUGAAGAAAUAGUCUUUGGGAACGGCACUGUUCCUGCUUCAUCUGUGCCGACCUUAAUGGCAGGAGCAAAGAAGUCUAAACGGAACUCAAUUCAGUUGUUUGGAGAAUGUCAAGUUCCAAAACCGCUUAAGAACCUGGACGACCUAGCUGGAUGUGAAUCACUUCAUGGGGACAUCGUUCUCAAAGGAAACACGCUCAGCCCAUCACGUGAACCGCUGAAGCCGUUCAACCUCAACGGAUGUGUAAUUAUAAAGAAUACAAACGUCAAAAACAUCAAUUUCCUACGUAGUCUGCAAUCUCAGGAAUUGCCAGCAUGGGUAUGCGAGAAUGAAAUUUUGGGUAACCCUACCCUAUGCAUACAUGAAGACCUUGAAAGACUGCUUCGGUCAAGAAUAAUCAACCUGAAUAUGACGGUGCAAGAAGAGUGUGAAAUGGUCUGUAUGGGCGGCGCCGUAACACGGGAAUACAUUGAAUCGACCAUAGCGGAUCACCUUUGUGACGUUAUCAGAGGUGACUUAAUCGUGAAAAAUUGGACAGGCGAUACGAGUCCUUUGCGACAUUUCAUGACCAUAAGGAAAAUCGAGGGAGUGUUGCAUAUAAUGGACAACGUAGAAAUACAGAAGUUAGAUUUCUUAUCUGCACUGGAAGAAAUUGAUGCGGGUCCGAAGGAGGAGCGUCCGGCUCUAGUCGUCAGCAAUAACUCGGCGUUGGAAGAGGUGUCGUUGGUUUCGUUGAGGAGAGUGGAAUCAUCCGCCUUGAUUACUACGGUUAUUAAAGAUAAUCCGAAACUUGUUGUUGAUGAGGAAGAAUUGUAUGAGAUUUCUGGUGGGAAGAAUCGAACAGAACUUAUCUUGGCCGAUCUUGGAAAAGAAGAGAACAGUUGGGAAAGGGAUGGACUCCCUGCUUCUGCUGUGCCAGGACUGACUCGUAAAAUCAUUGUAUCCCGCACGUCGGUCCGGCCAAAAGCCUGCAAUCAAUUGACUGGGAGGUGCAAGGGAGGCGGUUUGGAGUCGCCUCCAACAAAUAAGCUCCACAUGUCCACUCUGGGAGAACGGAAGUUCUCCCAAAAACCCAUGGGACUAGAGGCUUGCAACCUGCCCGUGGGUUUUAAAUUUCAUGCAAAAAACAGUAAUAGAAAAGAGUCUCCUGACUCCGGUAGAAAGCCUGGUACGGUAGCGCCAGGUAGGACGGGGUUGCAGGAGUCAUGUAGGCUACCGAAACGGAAAAGGACUAGGAUGACGAUCUGUACUUAUAACGCACGCACGCUUGCAUCGGAAGCGGCCAUCGAAGAUCUGAUGGUGCAAGCCAAGAAGAUCAAGUACGACGUCAUCGGACUGACCGAGACGAGACGACGUCACUCUCUCAACGCUGUAUUUGAAACUGGAGAAGAACUGUUCUUAGGAACAUGCGACAGUAGAGGUGUUGGUGGAGUUGGCGUCCUCGUCAACACGAGUAUGGCACAGAACAUCGACUCUUUCGAACAACUCACGACCCGAAUCGGACGUCUGCGGAUGAGAAGAUGUGGUCCCACACCGGCUUUGACUAUCUUCGUCGCUUACGCUCCAACAUCAAGCUACGAAGAAGAAGAAGUCGAAGCUUUCUAUAUGGACCUGGAGAAGUUCUACCGAGAAGAUCAUGCCUUUUACAAGGUCAUAAUUGGCGACUUCAACGCCAAAGUUGGCCCAAGAAGAACGCCGGAGGAACUUCACAUCGGGACCCACGGCCUACAAUGGAAUGACCAGGGGGAGAGGCUUUCCGAGUUCAUCAUGACGACUAAGACCAUCCAUGGGAACUCGCAAUUCCAGAAGCCCUCCUCUCUACGCUGGACGUGGGAGUCACCCGGUGGAGGGUACCGUAAUGAGAUAGACCACAUCAUCGUCAAUAAAAGGUUCUGCCUGACGGAUGUCGCUGUUGUACCAAAGUUCUAUACGGGAUCGGACCAUCGCCUCCUCCGAGGAAGAUUUUCUUUCACGCGGAGAGCAGAGAAAGCCGCCAAGUUCAGCAAGAGAAAUCCCAGAACUACCAUCAACUGGGAUCUCUUCGCUACGUUAGCCGGCUUUUGGGAAGAUUCCGCAAUGGACAACAUCGACGAGGAAUACGACCGGCUUGUCAAACACCUUCAUGACUGCGCGAAGAAGGCUGAGAGUAUUAAAACAACCAAGAGACGCCUGUCUCUUGAAACUCUUGAGCUGAUACGCCAGCGUGGAGCAGCACGAGCCGCAGGGAACCAAGAGCUUACGUCCGAGCUCGCAAGGCUUUGCAGAGAGGCGAUAAAGAAAGACCUUAAAGAGAGAAGAGCAGAAGUGCUGGCUGAAGCAGCAGAGGCGGGAAAAAGCAUCCGCUAUGCCCGCCGAGACUUCGCCAGUCGCAAGACAAGGAUGACAGCUCUCCGGAACCCGAAGGGAACAACCAUUGCAUCGAGAAGGGGAAUGGAGAAAAUCAUCUACGACUUCUACUCUGAUCUCUUCGACAGCCGUACCCACUUGCCUCCUCACCAUCUGAGGGAAGAUGGACAUGUCAUUCCAGCGGUUCUCCCGUCCGAAAUACGACAUGCUAUCAUGUCGGUGAGAAAUCGUACAGCAGCCGGUCCCGACAGAAUAAAACCAGAACACCUGAAGAACCUUCCGCCAGUACUCAUCAACACCCUGGCGAGGAUCUUCACACGUUACCUGUCGGAAUGCAAGGUCCCUAAACAGUGGAAGACCAGCAAGACCGUGUUGCUGUAUAAAAAGGGAGAUCCACAUGACAUCGGCAACUAUCGCCCAAUCUGCUUACUGUCCGUCAUCUACAAGCUCUUCACAAGAGUGAUCCUUAAUAGGAUUGAAAAGGUCUUGGAUGAAGGACAACCAUGCGAGCAAGCAGGGUUUCGAAAAGGAUUCAGCACGAUCGACCAUAUUCACACUGUUUCGAGACUCAUCGAGGUAUCACGAGAGUACAAGAUGCCGCUCUGUCUCACUUUCAUCGACUUGAAGAAGGCCUUUGACUCAGUUGAGACGGAAGCGGUCGUGGAAGCCUUGGACAACCAAGGCGUUCCCACUCAGUACAUAAAGGUGCUUCGAGAGUUGUACAGUAACUUCACGACCGGAAUCUCGCCAUUCUACAAGAAUAUCAUCAUUGACGUGAAGAGGGGGGUUCGACAGGGUGAUACAAUCUCACCCAAAAUAUUCACAGCCACCCUCGAGAACGCAAUGCGAAAGUUGGAAUGGGACGACAUGGGAGUGAAGAUCGAUGGUCGGCAGCUACACCAUUUGCGCUUUGCUGAUGACAUCGUACUGAUAACACCUAGCAUCAGCCAAGCGGAACGAAUGCUGACCGAAUUCGCCGAAACAUGUGGAUGCAUCGGUCUUGAGCUGAAUCUUCAAAAGACGAUGUUCAUGCGGAACGGAUGGAUCUCGGAUGCCCCAUUCACGCUCAACGGAACGAACAUAUCCGAAUGCACCAGCUACGUCUAUCUGGGUCGGAAAUUGAACAUGAUGAACGACCUGGCCCCCGAGCUGGGCAGGAGGAGAAGAGCGGCUUGGGGAGCGUACAAGAGCAUCGAGGACGUAGUGAAGAAGACCAAGAACACCCGGCUCCGUGCUCACCUCUUCAACACCACCGUACUUCCUGCUUUGACCUAUGCCUCAGAAACCUGGGCACUUCGCAAGCAGGAAGAAAACGCGGUGAGCGUCAUUGAACGCGCAAUUGAGAGAGUGAUGCUAGGAGUAUCCCGUUUCAAGCAAGUGAGAGACGGGAUUCGAAGUUCUCUCCUACGUCAGCGAUCGAAGAUCAGAGACGCCGCCGCGUUUGCCAAGGAAAGUAAAAUAAGGUGGGCCGGACACGUGAUGCGCUUUAACGACAACCGUUGGACCAGAGCCGUGAGCGACUGGAUUCCCCGCGAUAUUAAGCGCAAUACAGGAAGACCGCCGACCCGAUGGUCAGAUUUCUUCACGAAGUCCUUCAAAGAAAAUUACGAUGCUCUUCGUGUCCCACGCGAAAGGAGGAACCACUGGGCUACUCUGGCACGCGACCGGGACAAAUGGAAGAAUUACUGGCGCCCGCUCGACCGGUUCGAAGACCAACGGGAGUCAAGGUGA